UGAACAGCUUUCGCAAAAACUGGCAACUUCUUCUCGUUUCCGAAUUUUUUUAAUGAAAACUUGCAAACUGAAAUUGCGCAAUCAGAUAAACAGCAUGUGGGAUCUGUUUUUCAAACGUUACACGUGUACCUAAGCCAGAAAGAAAACAAUUUUGAAUAGCAACGAUUUCUGAACAUCCUAUUAUAGAAAAGUUCAACGGUGUUCAUGAUAGUUUUUUUUCAAUCUGCUAAUUUCAAAGUUUAAGUUUUACAUCUGGGAGUUGUCCACAUUCUGUCUCUUUCCACUUAUGGCCAGUAGUCAUUCCAGUUGAGUAAAAUUAAGGUAUUAUUUUGUGAUAAAAAAUGUCUGAACAAGGAGUGGGAAGAGGCCGCAAUGUGGCUGGUGGUAGAGGAGCCAGACUUCUAGCAGCCUUGGAAGCUAGUCGAAGACCAGGAGAGCCUUCUGUUGUAGUUGAACCACCAUUAGAUCCAACAGUAUCUUCAGAACCCAGUGCUUCAAGAGCUCCAGCAGGGAGAGGAUCAGCGUUAAUACAGCUAUUAGCUAGAAGACGUGUAAUUGGCUCUGCUACGUCUUCACCUGAAACUGCUUCUACCACAGCACAGAUUUCUUCCUCAGCCCUUACUCCUGCUCCAACUCCUACCUCUCCUUCAGUGGUUUCUCAAGUUUCUGUCGAGUCCACGAGCCAAGUAACUUCAGUAGUAGGCAAUAUCAAUCCUGUUGGCAGAGGAGCAAUUGCCAGAAUGCAGAGUCUGAAACUCAGCUCUACAACGGAAGUUGUUACUAAACAAAUACAAGUUCAGGAACAACAGAAGUCUCAGGCAGUUACAGAAAAAGUGUAUGCCAAGCCCAUUUUGAUCCACCAGGAAAAUGCACCCAUUACAAAAAAAGGAGAAAUGGGUAACAAGAUUAAUGUUAUUGCAAACUAUGUCCGAGUAGACAUUGAUCCUGGCAAAGGAAUCUAUGAAUAUGAAGUCUCUUUUUCCCCAUCUGUUGACUCGAAACAAAUUCGGUUUGAAUUGUUAAACCAACACCGAGAGGUUUUAGGUCCGGCGAAAACGUUUGAUGGCGUAACCUUGUACCUCCCAUAUCAAUUCGAAAACACUGUUACAUCGUUUCAAAGUUCGCAUCCUGCAACGAAUGAAGCUGUUACCGUGAAUAUUGCAUUAAGACAGAAAAGGCGAGCAGCAGAUAGCAUUCAUUUCUACAAUGUUCUCAUUCGGAAAAUUGCCCGAAUUUUGGGCAUGGUUCAGAUGAAUCGAAACUAUUUCAACCCGAAUUCUCCAAUUAUCAUGCCUGUUGAAAAGCUGGAAGUUUGGCCUGGCUAUGUAACAGCGAUCAACGAAUUCGAAGACGGAUUGAUGCUGUGUUGCGAUGUAUCAUUUCGGGUGCUACGCACAACCACUGUUUUGGACGAGCUAGUUGAAAUGAGUAAAAAGGGAGGCUAUUUUCACCAAACAGCUCAAGAUGUGUUAAUUGGUCUUUCGGUCCUUACACGCUACAACAACAGAAUGUACCGUAUUGACGAAAUCCUUUUCGACAAGAAUCCUAAAUCCACCUUUGAGUGCCAAGGUGAACCGAUGUCGUAUGUGGACUACUACAAAAAGCAGUACAAUAUCGAUAUCAAAGAUAAAGGCCAACCAAUGCUGCUUAACAGGCUGAAAAAGAAAAUGCAAGGCAAGGAAGAUGAAACAGUGCUUGUGUGCCUCGUACCAGAAUUAUGCUAUCUAACUGGAUUGGAUGACCGUUUAAGAAAUAAUUUCACCAUUAUGAGAUCCCUCGCGACGCAUACCAAAGUAGCACCCAUGGCAAGAGUUAAAGCUCUAGCUAAUUACAUAGAUUCUGUCAACAAUAACGAAAAAGCUUCAAGUGUCCUCUCGCAAUGGGGGCUUUCUCUAGCUCCUAUGCCACUAUCCAUAGAAGGUCGAGUGCUCGAACCGGAAAGAAUUUACUUGAGCAAAUCUAGUUUUCCUACCAAUCCUCAGUGUGACUGGACAAGAAAUUUGGGCAACGACGUUUUGGUUGCGGUCAAAAUUGAUUCUUGGAUAUUGGUUUACAUAGAGAGAGAGCUUAACAUUGCUCAAGAUUUCAGUAAAACCCUAUUGGAUGUUGCAUCAAAAAUGGGCAUCCGCAUUAAUCCACCCAAAAUGGUCGUCUUGCCCAACGACCGCACAGACACAUAUGUAAAUCGUAUACGGGAUGAAAUCAAUUCUUCGCUCCAGUUAGUUGUUGCCAUUUUCCCUACUUCACGUGACGAUCGUUACGCCGCCGUCAAGACUUUAUGCACUGCACAGUUCGCCGUUCCUUCUCAGAUGAUCAAUAGCAAAACGAUCUCGAAUCCGACGAAACUUCGGUCGAUUGUUCAAAAGAUUGCACUGCAGAUCAACUGUAAAAUGGGUGGCGAACUUUGGGCCGUUAGCAUCCCGACCAAGACGUUGAUGGUUUGCGGAGUGGACGUGUACCAUGACCCUACGAGACGCGGCCAGUCAGUGGUGGGAUUUGUUGCAUCAGUGAAUCCUGGCCUCACACGAUGGUUCAGUCGGGCUAAAUGCCAAGGCCCGGGAGUGGAACUGGUCGACACUUUGAAAAUAUGUUUUCUCGAGUCGUUGAAAAAGUAUUACGAGAUUAAUCAUGACUAUCCGAAACAAAUUGUUCUCUUUCGUGACGGAGUGGGAGACGGGCAACUGCAAUUCGCUGCCGCACACGAAGCAACACAGUUCUUGUCAGCAUUCCAGUCAUUGGUUCCGCCAAUUGAACCGAAAUUUACGAUGGUAGUCGUUCAGAAAAGAAUCAAUACUCGUUUGUUCCAUAGCGCUAGGGACACCAUAAACAAUCCUCCCCCGGGAACCGUUGUCGAUCACACGGUAACGCGGCGUGACUGGUGGGACUUCUUCCUCGUUUCACAGUUCGUCACUCAGGGCACUGUUUCUCCAACUCAUUUCAUCGUGGUCCAUGAUGGCGGUAUGAAGCCAGACAACCUUCAGAAACUGGCGUACAAGAUGACCCACAUGUACUACAACUGGCCGGGAACUAUUCGUGUUCCAGCCCCUUGUCAGUAUGCACACAAAUUGGCCUAUUUAGUUGGCGAAAAUAUUCGCAAAGAACCACAGCACCAAUUGUCCAAUCGCCUGUACUUCUUAUAAGAGUGGGAAUGGUCAACUUUGGUUAUAUCUGAGUAUUAUUAAUUUUACUAUGUAAUCAAGACACCUUGUGGAGCAUUAGGUGGUCAUUUUCCAAUUCAGAAAUGCGAUAUAUCUUCAGUUCCAUUUCCUUACGUGUUUCGUUAAACUCGUGAUAUCCCGUACAAAAGAGGUGUUUAUUUCAUCUCGAGUGAUAUCGUCUUCUAACGUAUUAAUUACCUGUAUAAUUAAUCAAGCCAAAUAAACCAAAUGUUUUCUA
Messenger RNA from Daphnia carinata, 3396 nucleotides. Its product is annotated as piwi-like protein Ago3. Gene Ontology annotation, cellular component: P granule. NCBI's taxonomy places the organism in Eukaryota, Metazoa, Arthropoda, Branchiopoda, Diplostraca, Daphniidae. Gene Ontology annotation, biological process: regulatory ncRNA-mediated gene silencing. The record is from RefSeq and is a predicted model, not a curated record. Bases 342 to 3140 code for a protein of 932 amino acids. The transcript is spliced from 14 exons. Gene Ontology annotation, molecular function: protein binding; piRNA binding.